AUGGUGGCCAUUAGCAUCAUUACGAUCAGCAAGGAGCUGAUGCUGGCCUGCCGCCAGCUGGGCCAUGUCGUCUCAGAGGCCUUGGCAGCCAUCGUCGCAGCAACCGUGGUGAACAGCCAGGGUGGCUUCUUUUCUGAGAAGCCGAUCGAUGAGAACGAUGCCAAAACCGUUGUGGAGGAGGCGGCGAAGAAGAUCCUCUCGAAGGAGAGGCCUGGCAUCUCCACCCUCCGCCUCCAGGCAGACUACGAGCUGGCGUUCUCGGACAUUGAGCAGGCAAAUCAGAAGCAUCUAUCCUCGGCCAAGGAAGCUGAAGAAAAGACGCUGGCCUGGAUCUCCAAGUUCACGGCGAAGUUUGACGAGGACUUUGACACGCUGACCAGCCUCUACAAGAAGAUCUACCACUUCCUCCUGCUGAGGUGUACCAGCCCGUCCGGUGAGGCGAAGCCGCCCAAGGACGUGGCAGUUGAACGGGAGGUGGCCGCAGCUUUAGAGUCCGUCUUCCCCCGGGUCGGGUUGAGAUCCUUCGUGGCCCUGACGGGUGCGGAGAAGGCGGCGCAGUUGCAGGAGCUCACCGGCAUUGUGCUGGGCAUCCGCCUCUUCAACAUGCACCAGCGGAAGGGCGGGGCGGGAUUGCCCUCGGUGAUAGACGUGCACAAGAAGCUGAACAGCGAGGAGCUCCUGGACAACCUCAGCAAGGAGGCGGAGGAAGUGACGGAGCUCUGCCAGGACUACUCCGACGUCCUGGUGACCGCUUCGGGGAGCUUGCGCAGCAAGCAAGUGGAGGGUCUCGUUGACGAGAAGGAGUUGCAGCGGCUGCAGUGCGACCUCCUCUACCACCGCCAGUAUCUCUGCUACCUUCUGAACUUGCAGGAGGACGUCACUUUGAGCCUGGAGAAGCUUCGCAAAGGUCAGGGGCAGCUUCGCGAGGAGCUGAUGGACUUAGAGGCCCUCGUCGGCGGCCGAGUCUCCGUCCCCAAGGAGCAGGUCUACCCUCGCUUCGACGCGUUGGCAAGAUGCUAUCGCGAUUCCUGGCGGGAGGCUCUUCGGCCCAAAGUUCCCACGACGGUAAACGAUGUAUCGGAAGCUCGUAGGGGCAUAGUUGCCUUGGUUGCUGCCACAGCCUUGGGCGAUGAUGAUGAUGAUGAUGAUGAUGAUGAUGAUGAUGGUGAUGGUGAUGGUGAUGGUGAUGGUGAGGAUGAUGAUGAUGAUAAUGAUGAUGAGCAUGAUGAGCAUGAUGACGAUGACGAUGAUCAUGAUCAUGACGACGAGGAUGAGGACGAGGAUGAGGACGAGGAUGAGGACGAGGAUGAGGACGAGGAUGAGGACGAGGAUGAGGACGAGCAUGAGGACGAGCAUGAGGACGAUGAGGAAGAUGAAGAGGAUGAGGAGGAGGAGGAGGAGGAUGAGUUGGAUGAGGAGGAUGAGGAGGACGAGGAGGUAAUUGUGAUGGACCAAUUGUGA
Molecule: messenger RNA, 1461 nt
Organism: Symbiodinium natans
Lineage: Eukaryota; Dinophyceae; Suessiales; Symbiodiniaceae
Source: the annotation of a GenBank genome assembly